Prunus dulcis (almond) is the source of this 3971-nucleotide messenger RNA. RefSeq lists its product as uncharacterized. Gene Ontology annotation, cellular component: chloroplast outer membrane. Gene Ontology annotation, biological process: protein targeting to chloroplast. NCBI's taxonomy places the organism in Eukaryota, Viridiplantae, Streptophyta, Magnoliopsida, Rosales, Rosaceae. The record is from RefSeq and is a predicted model, not a curated record. The coding region runs from base 181 to 3633 and encodes 1150 amino acids. Gene Ontology annotation, molecular function: protein binding; chloroplast targeting sequence receptor activity; metal ion binding. The transcript has 13 exons.
UCUCAGAAAGAAAAGACCGGACACUGAAUCGAUUUCAUGGAGACGAAGAACCUUUCACUAAAACCGUAAAAUUAGGGUUUCUUUAGCAGCUUAAAGCUCGCGGUUUCAGUGACUCUGAUAAUGUGUGCUGCAUUGUGCGAGAAGUUCCGAGCUUGAUCCGAGCUCAAACUAGGGAUUUCAAUGGAUCUGGAAAUACAAAGAUUCGGAGCCACGGAGCUCUUGAUCAACUCGCUUCCCAAAUGCACCUAUUUCUCUUACAAUCGCGAUGAAAAGCUCGCUUCGCAUGCGGAGGACGAUCUCCGAAACGAGACGAGUGAACACUUCGACUUCGUUGAAGCUGAAUCGCUCUUGAUCAAAUCGGUUUUACGAGACAACAAGGAUCAACUCGUAACUCACACGAUACGACUCGCCGAGGCCUCCACGGUGCCCCCAGACCGAAGCACAGUCUCGAAGCUUCUCCACCUCUGCUGUAACUUCGACUCGCCGGACUGCGCCUCAGCAUUGCUCGGCGGGGAGCUUGGAACGACGCCGUUGGUGAACGAGUUCGAUGACUCGGGAAAAUCGGCGCUUCACACAGCGGCUCUGGCUCACGCGGCCAAGUGCGUCGAGGUCUUGCUCAAGAAACACGCUCGCACGGGCCUGAGGACCAGAGACGGACGAGCACAGCUAGCUCUGGACCUGUCUCUGUCUAGCGCAAGGAUGGAUGUGAUUUGGACUCCAGAUGAAUACACCCUUGAGGAUUUGGUCGUCGUUCUCGGCGAAAAGGAUUUGACCACCGUGAGACUUCUCAGUGAAAAAACCAAGGAAAUCGGUCAGGUGGCCUAUGCAAACGCCGUUGAAGGGCGUAUAGUUGCUUUAGCGGCUCUGCUUAUUGUAGCCGCAGAGAAGAUUAGCGAAACGGUAUUGGAGUUGCGUGAUAACGAUUCGGCUUCUAAAGAGAAGGUGACCUUAUACGAAUGUGUUGUACGGGAAGCUUUGUCCCUGGUCCGUCCAACGACGCGGUUGGCGGCGGCGAAACGCACCUCGACGGCCACCGAGAACGACAACUCCGAGAAAAGGAGGCUUUUGCUUCUCGAGAUAGAGUUGCUUCAGCUCUUCGGAGCUGUUGCUGAAAGCGGUUGUACGGACAAGAAGGUGACGUCACCACUCAUCCGCGCGGCCCAGGUAGGAGAUGAAGCCGUCAUGCAGCUGCUUCUGCAGACAGAUAUAGAUGUAAAUGAUGCUGAUGCAGAAGGAAAUUCUGCUCUUCAUUGGACCCUUAAAUUGUCGAGAUCGUUAUGUCCACAGCAGAUAAAAAUUUUAUGGCUUCUCAUUAAGCAUGGUGCACGAGUAAGCCAAAGGAAUAAAUUAGGAUUAACUGCCUUACAUAUUGCUGCUGGUAAUGGUAAUUCAGAGGCACUUCAGGUCCUUCUAUUGGAAGCCCCAGAUGGUACCCAGUAUAAGACAGAAAUUAAAGAAACCCCGCUGUUCUUUGCUGUUAGGAAUGAUAGUAUGGAAUGUGCUGAGCUUCUUUUGAGCUGGGGAGCAAGUAGUGAAAUUCUCAAUCUGCGUAGACAAAGACCUAUUGACCUGACAACCUCGCAAGAUAUGCGUUUCAUCUUGCUGAACCCAACCAGUGUUAACCUCAGCAACAAUGCUUUCCCCAGUCAACAUAAAUGUAUUGCUUGUUCACAAGGUGAUGAGGCUUUUUCAAGCACCUGCGAAGCACUUCUAACCAUGACAGAUGAAGACACCACUUCUGAAAGAAAAAUUCACUCCAGCACCAAGGUAGAGAUUUGCAAAUACUUCGUCUCUCCUCGUGGAUGUGUGAGAGGAGCUAAGUGCUUUUAUGCACAUGGUAUGGAGGAGCAUCAGAAAGUGAAGCAGGAAGCAGUCUGCAAUCAUUCUCACGAUGCUAAAGAACUCAAGCGCAUCUUUGUAGGAGGACUUCCUCCUUCAGUGGGAUCUGAUUCCUUGGGUAAGUUCUUUGAAGAACAAUUUGGGCCAGUGGAUGAUGCCAUAGUCAUUUUCUCUCAAAUAGAAAACAAGAUACAAUCUCGAGGCUUUGGAUUUGUCACAUUUAAAAAGGAGAAAUCUGUUUCUGCAGCUGUUCAAGCACACUAUGUCUCCAUGCUAAACAAACCAGUCGAAAUAAAAAGUGUGGUACCAAGAUUGGCAGCUGAGUCGGAGAAAUUGUCACCUCGACAGCAAGGACAAGAGAAGAAUUGCCGACCUCAACUUCCACCACAGAUGUCGUCCGAUGAGAUGAUUAUGGAAGCAAACAAACCUGAACAAGGUUCUUGGCUUGAUAAGUUACUCCAUGGCCAACCAAAGACAAGUCCCAUAAAACCUCGAGCACGUAAAAUCUCAAGCCCAGAAGAUAAAAGCAUGCCUAUUUGGCUAAAGGCUUUUAAGAAGUGGUUUCCUGGGUUCUUACAAGAUCUGUCAAAGCAUCCAAGGAAUGGAAAAUAUGCUCUAUCUUCUCUGAAAGGUGAUUUCAGGGCUAAAUUUGGCUUAGAACUGGAUCAUGCACCUCUUGGAUUCUCCAAGCUGAGUGACUUCAUCAAAUCUUUCUCCAACUUAUGUACCGUUAAGGUUGACCCUGUAGGAAAAAAUGGAUUUCUCAAUCACAUGAUCCUCCAACCAAAAUUCAGGCAUCAUCACCAACUCUGUCAAUGUCAUACACUCAGAAUGUCUAGCAAUUCCUCUGUUUCUACAGCGAGCGAUGAUGGUGGUAAUUCAAAGUGUCUUCAGGACAUUUCGACUGAUGAUGGUGGUGAUUCAAAGUGUCUUCAGGACAUUUCAACUGAUGAUGUUGGUGAUUCAGAGUGUCUUCAGGACAUUUCGACUGAUGAUGUUGGUGAUCCAGAGUGUCUUCAGGACAUUUCGACUGAUAAUGUUGGUGAUUCAGAGUGUCUUCAGGACAUUUCGACUGAUGAUGUUGGUGAUUCAGAGUGUCUUCAGGACCUUUCAGUUGAUGAUGGUGGUGAUUCAAAGUGUCUUCGGGACCUUCCAAUUGAUGAUGGUGCUGGAAACUUGGGAUUAAAGGAAACCAGUAGCUAUAGGGAAGAGAAACCCUCCCAUGGGCAUCAUCCUGAAGUGAAUUCAGCUAAGGAUGCAUCACAUUGCAUCCACCCAAGGGUCCUGCAAUUCUUGAAGCCAGAUCCUCUGUUCCACGGUAAAAAAGAACUUGAUGUGAGCAGUGAAAGAGGACAAUGCAUAGGAGAGCUUAGAGGAAGCACUAAUAAUCGGAGAGACCCACAACAGCAUCUGGUUUUGGAGACCCUUGCCAGAAAAAGGAACAAAUCAUUUAGUUACUUCCUUCGUGACUUUGAUUUUUACAAGUAUUAUGAUGCACCGAGCACGCAGGAUUAUAAGGAAUGCAUUUUGGAGGGAAAGUGUUUUGGAUGCAACCAGAAGCAGAUGUUAUGGGCCAAUUUUCCAUGCCAACACUUGCUGUGGUGCAGCUCCUGUAAAGUACAGGCCAUACUGGCUGCUGGUGAUUUUGAACACAAAUGCGUGGUGUGUGAUUUGCAAGUCCACAAAAUCAUCACACUUCCGCGCCAUGAUGACUUCCCACCUAUUGUUGAUCCUGCAGCUUAUUUACCAACUCCAUUGAUGAAGAAGACAUCUCCAUUAAGUGGUAACAGAUGAAGUCAAUGCAGUCAAGGUUUUCAUGCAGAGAGGAGAAAAGCUGCAAGUGAACCAUAGAUGAUAGUUAAAGAUGCAUAGUAUAUGUGGGUGUGGGCAAACUGUAUAUAUGCACCCCAGAAAAGGUCAAAAAGAAAAGAAAAGGCGGGUUGGGCCACGGGGUCUCCCUCCCUCUAUACUAAAACUACUUUUGAACUCCGGUUAGAAUCCUAUAGACUAUAAAACUACUUUUGAACUCCAAGUGCUCUUUUGCUGAUGUCUCUUUUUGUUGAUAUUUGGAGGACAGAAAUCUGAAUAUAGAAUGAAAAUAUCAAGUCCUCUCACAGACCUCUUUUUUUCUC